Molecule: messenger RNA, 3570 nt
Organism: Ochotona curzoniae (black-lipped pika)
Lineage: Eukaryota; Metazoa; Chordata; Mammalia; Lagomorpha; Ochotonidae
Gene: SORCS2
Product: sortilin related VPS10 domain containing receptor 2
Exons: 27
Coding region: 1-3480 (1159 amino acids)
Cellular component (GO): membrane
Molecular function (GO): protein binding
Source: RefSeq, a predicted model, not a curated record
AUGGCGCACCGGGGGCCCCCGCGCGCCCCCAAGGGCCCCGGCACCGCCGCGCGAGCCCCGAACCCCGGGGCGCCGCUGCCGCCGCGCUGGCGGCCGCUCCCGCUCCCGCUGCUGCUGCUGGUGCUGCUGGUGCUGGCCGCCUGCGGGGCGGCGGGGCGCUCCCCUGAGCCCGGGCUCCUGGGUCCGCGCGCGCGGGUGCUCCGGGUGGCGCGGAGCCCGCACUCGGGGCGCGCGGAGCCCGGCGGCGGCGAGGACCGGAGGGCGCGCGGCACGGAGCCCGGCACCCCGGGGCUCGGUCCGGAUCCCGCCCCGGGUCCUGCUGAGGACGGCGCGCCAGGCGCGGGCCGGGGCCGCUGGGCGCGGGCGGCGCCGGCGGCCGGAGCAGCUUCACGGGCGCAGGUCUCGCUCAUCAGCACGUCGUUCGUGCUCAAAGGAGACGCGACGCACAACCAGGCGAUGGUGCACUGGGCCGGCGAGGACAGCAGCGUGAUCUUGAUUCUGACGAAGUACUACCACGCAGACAUGGGGAAGGUUCUGGAAAGUUCUCUGUGGCGGUCAUCGGACUUCGGGACGACCUACACCAAGCUCACCCUCCAGCCUGGUGUCACCACCAUUAUCGACAACUUCUACAUCUGCCCAACCAACAAGAGGAAGAUCAUUCUGGCAAGUUCCUCACUCAGUGACCGGGAGCAGAGCCUGUUUGUGAGCACGGACGAGGGGGCCAGCUUCCAGAAGCAGCAGGUUCCCUUCGCCGUGGAGACGCUCAUCUUCCACCCCAAAGAGGAGGACAAGGUCCUGGCCUACACCAGGGACGGCAAGCUUCUAGUGUCAUGGGACCUGGGGAAGAAGUGGACGCUUCUGCGGGAACGAGUGACAAAGGACCACGUGUUCUGGGCUGUGUCUGGAGUGGAUGCUGACCUGGACCUGGUGCACAUGGAAGCCCAGGACCCGAGUGGAAGUGUCUGGUACGUCGCCUGCCACAUCCACAACUGCUCGGAGCAGAUGCCGCCGGCCGCCGGCCCCCUGGGGCGAGGCUCUCUGACCGUGCAGGAUGCCUACAUCUUCUUCAAGGCAACCGCCACAAACAGGACCAAGUACUACGUCUCCCACCGCCGCGACGCAUUUGUCCUCAUGAAGCUGCCCAAGUAUGCUCUGCCCAAGGACCUGCAGAUCAUCAGCACGGAUGAGAGCCAGGUGUUCGUGGCGGUGCAGGAGUGGUACCAGACAGACACCUACAACCUGUACCAGUCAGACCCCCGCGGCGUGCACUACGUGCUGGUGCUGGAGGACGUGCGCAGCUCGCGGCAGGCCGAGGACAGCGUGCUGGUGGACAUCCUGGAGGUCAGGGGGGUGAAGGGAGUCUUCCUGGCAAACCAGAACAUCGGUGGGAAGGUGAGGACAGUCAUCACGUACAACAAGGGCCGUGACUGGCACCUCCUGCCGCCGCCCAGCACCGACCUGAACGGGCGGCCCACGCACUGCGAGCCCCCCGACUGCCACCUGCACCUGCACCUGCGCUGGGCAGACAACCCCUAUGUGUCCGGCACUGUGCACACCAAGGACACCGCCCCUGGCCUCAUCAUGGGCGCAGGGAACCUGGGCUCCCAGCUGGUGGAGUACAAGGAGGAGAUGUACAUCACGGCGGACUGCGGGCACUCCUGGCGCCAGGUGUUCGAGGAGGAGCACCACAUCCUGUACCUGGACCACGGUGGAGUGAUCGUGGCAGUCAAGGACACCUCCAUCCCCCUGAAGAUCCUCAAGUUCAGCGUGGACGAGGGCCUCACCUGGAGCACACACAACUUCACCAGCACCUCCGUGUUCGUGGACGGACUGCUGAGCGAGCCGGGCGAUGAGACACUUGUGAUGACGGUCUUCGGCCACAUCAGCUUCCGCUCUGAUUGGGAGCUGGUCAAGGUGGACUUCCGGCCGUCCUUCCCCAGGCCGUGUGGCCAGGAUGACUACAGCGCCUGGGACCUCACCAACCUCCAGGGUGACCGCUGCAUCCUGGGCCAGCAGCGGAGUUUCCGGAAGCGGAAGUCCGGGGCCUGGUGCAUGCAGGGCCAGAGCUACACAUCAGCACUGACGUCACGUGUGUGUGCCUGUCGCGCCUCAGACUUCCUGUGUGAUUACGGGUUUGCCCGCGUGCCCUCCACACAGCCCAACGCCAGCAGGUGCUCUGCCAACUUCUGGUUCAACCCCUUGUCCCCACCCGAGGACUGUACCCUGGGUCAGACCUACACUAGCAGCCUAGGGUACCGGAAGGUGGUGUCCAACAUGUGUGAGGGUGGCGUGGACCUGCAGCAGAGCCCUGUACAGCUGCAAUGCCCGCUCACGCCGCCCCGGGGCCUGCAGGUGAGCCUGCGUGGCGAGGCCGUGGCUGUGCGGCCGGGGGUGGACGUGUUCUUCGUGGUUCAGCAGGAGCAGGGCGACGCCCUCACCACCAAGUACCAGGUGGAUCUGGGCGACGGCUUCAAGGCCAUGUACGUGAAUCUGACGCUGACUGGGGAGCCCGUCCGGCACCGCUACGAGAGCCCGGGGAUCUACCGCGUGUCCGUCAGGGCCGAGAACUCAGCUGGGCAGGAUGAGGCCGUGCUGUUUGUGCAGGUCACCACCCCCCUGCAGGCCCUCUCCCUCGAGGUGGUCCCCGCGAUUGGCGUCCAUGAGGAGGUGACCCUGACGGCCGUGCUGCUGCCCCUGAACCCCAACCUCACCGUCUUCUACUGGUGGAUUGGCCACAGCCUGCAGCCCCUCCUCUCCCUGGACAACUCGGUGACCACCCAGUUCGCAGCCCCUGGGGACGUGCGUGUGACGGUGCAAGCUGCCUGCGGGGGCUCCGUGCUACAGGCUUCCAGGGUCAUCCGCGUGCUGGACCAGUUCCAGCGCGUGCCCCUGCAGUUUUCCAAGGACCUGGAUGCCUACAACCCCAACACACCUGAGUGGAGGGAGGACAUUGGCCUGGUGGUCGCCCGGCUGCUGGCUAAGGAGACGGGUAUCCCCCAGGAGCUGCUGGUGGCAGUGGUGAAGCCGGGGCUGCCCACCCUGGCCGACCUCUACGUGCUUCUGCCCCCGGCCCGGCCCACGAGGAAGAGAAGCCUUACUGGGGACAAGCGCCUGGCUGCCCUGCAGCAGGUGGUGGCGGCUCAGAAGAUCAGCUUCCUGCUGCGUGCCGGGCUGCGCAUCCUUGUGGCCCUGAGGGACACGGACGCAGGUGCACAGAGGCUGGGUGGCGGCGGUGGCUACUGGGCCGCCGUGGUUCUGUUCGUGGCUGGGCUGUUUGCGGCGGCUGCCUUCGUCCUCUACAAGUUCAAAAGGAAACGGCCGGGCCGGACCGUGUACGCCCAGAUGCACAACGAGAAGGAACAGGAGAUGACGAGCCCCGUGAGCCACGGCGAGGACGUCCACGGCGCUGGCCAGGGCAGCCACUCAGGGGUGGUCCUGAGCAUCAACCCCCACGAGCGGCGCAGCUACCUGGUGAGUUGAGGGUGCCUUCCAAGCCCCGCCACCAGCCAGCCCCCCACAAGACGGCCGGCGGGACCUGCAACAAGGCUGCCGUCACCCCUGGACAGACUC